AUGGCAAACGAUAUCGCAAAAUCAUCAUUGGAUUCCACGGACACGAUGAUUGAAAUGAAAUCGAAUCAACAAGAUGGAUUUUCUGUUCCAAAUUUAUCCGGUGCACAAUUUGAAAAAUUAUUACAUCAUAUAGGAGGCCCGUCCGUUCCACCUCCUGUUCCAACUGCACUUGGAAACCCGGGUCCACUUGGUCUUGGUGCAUUUGCAUUAACAACAUUUAUGCUCUCAGUCUUCAAUGCUGGCUCAAAUUUAAUCGAUCCGAAAUUAGAAGCCGCGAUUUUACCAGUUGCAUUGUUCUAUGGUGGUGCUGCACAAUUUGCAGCAGGUAUGUGGGAAUUUCGUAUUAACAAUACAUUUGGUGCAACUGCAUUUACUAGUUAUGGAGCAUUUUGGAUGUCGUUUGCUGGUUAUGUUUAUGUUAUCGUUCCGACAAUCGCUGCGACUGGACACGCAAAACAGGCAACAGGAUUAUUUUUAUUAGCUUGGUUUAUUUUUACACUUUAUAUGAAUGUCGCUGCUUAUCGAACAUCGAGAAUUUUGUUUAUUCUAUUUGCCGUGUUAAAUGUCACAUUUCUAUUGUUGAUUAUUGGAAAUUUAACAGAUACACCAGUUGUUGUUAAUGUUGGAGGAUGGUUUGGUAUUGUCACUGCAUUUGUCGCUUGGUAUGGCUCAGCUGCUGUUGUUAUUAAUGUCACUUGGCGAAAAUCAGUUUUACCUAUUGGUGUUUAUAUUCCAUCGCCUGUUAAAGACAGUCACGCCUAG
Molecule: messenger RNA, 762 nt
Organism: Adineta ricciae
Lineage: Eukaryota; Metazoa; Rotifera; Eurotatoria; Adinetida; Adinetidae
Source: the annotation of a GenBank genome assembly